This is a messenger RNA of Danio rerio (zebrafish), 4714 nucleotides long. RefSeq names its product SH3 domain containing ring finger 1 (gene sh3rf1). Gene Ontology annotation, biological process: MAPK cascade; protein ubiquitination. Gene Ontology annotation, molecular function: ubiquitin protein ligase activity. Lineage: Eukaryota; Metazoa; Chordata; Actinopteri; Cypriniformes; Danionidae. Gene Ontology annotation, cellular component: perinuclear region of cytoplasm; lamellipodium; Golgi apparatus. The record is from RefSeq and is marked validated.
CGCUGCGGUGUCCCACAGAAUCAACGCGGCUCGUCAUGGCGCUCGGACGCAAGAACUCGCUUCUCCUGUUUUUCUCUGCUUUCUUCUGAAUUGACUCCAUCUGACUCUCUUGGACUGGGAUCUUUUGCCCUUUCGACUGAACGGCUCAAGAGCGACGAUCUAAUCUUCGCUGUGAUAAAAGGAUCUGAAUAUGUAAACUUGAGUAGAACUGGGCGAGCAAGAUUUCAGGAUCCCUUUUCCAGGGCGAAUUCCCUAGUUUGAGGAACUCGGGAAAGAAACUGUUCUGGAAGAAGAGGAGGAGUGAGAAGGGGCCCUUUUUUAAGUGAAUGCUAGAGACUUGAUCAUGACUACGGCAUGGGAGUGACGUGACGUCAGGAUUGGACUUUCCCUCCUAACAAUCUCAUAUGCACACACCCACACCAUGUGCUUCUCUCUCCGGCGAGACAAAACUGACUGAAUGAACGAGUACGCUGAGAAAGAUUGUGCGAGUGUGAAAAUGGACGAGUCUGCGCUCCUGGACCUGUUGGAGUGUCCGGUCUGCUUGGAGCGUCUAGAUGCCACGGCGAAGGUGUUGCCAUGCCAGCAUACGUUUUGCAGACGCUGCCUGCUUGGAAUUGUGGGAUCUCGUGGAGAACUGCGCUGCCCCGAGUGCCGCACGCUAGUGGAGAGCGGCGUGGAUGAGUUGCCUAGCAAUAUCCUCCUUGUACGGCUACUAGAUGGCAUCAAGCAGAGGCCGAGGAGGACUGGAAGUGUGCAUGGCACAUGUGCUAAUGGAUCGGCAGUGGCGGGGGUCCGAGCGCAGGGUGCCGGGGGAAGCCAAAGGGAUCCUGGUCCCACAGGGGGACAAUCUCAGCGUGUCCAAGCAAAGAGCACUCCAGUUAGGGGAGUUCCUCAGUUACCCUGCGCUAAGGCUCUAUACAACUACGAUGGCAAAGAACCUGGAGAUCUCAAGUUCAGCAAAGGUGACAUCAUCAUACUGCGACGACAGGUUGAUGAAAACUGGUACCACGGAGAGAUGGGAGGAGUCCAUGGCUUUUUCCCAACCAAUUUUGUCCAGGUCAUCAAACCUCUCCCACAGCCGCCCCCUCAAUGCAAAGCCCUGUACGACUUUGAGCUCAAAGAUAAGGAGGCUGACAAGGACUGCCUGCCUUUUUCAAAGGAUGAUAUUCUUACUGUGAUUCGUCGUGUGGAUGAGAACUGGGCGGAAGGCAUGCUGGGAGAUAAGAUUGGCAUCUUCCCCAUAUCUUAUGUAGAGUUUAACAGUGCGGCUCGACAGCUCAUAGAACUGGACAAACCAUCUGAAGGAGGAGGAGACUCUAGUGAAGGACCGUCCUCGUCCUCCUCGGGCCCUCAAGCCAAUGGCUCCCAGAAAGCCCCUGGGGAAAAGAAGAACAGUAAGAAGCGGCACUCCUUCACCUCAUUGACUAUGUCCCAUAAGCCUUGCCUGGCUCCUCCACCACAGAGACACUCCAUGGAGAUCAGCGGCCCGGUUCUGAUCAGCUCCUCUAACCCCACAGCAGCGGCCCGGAUCGGAGAGCUCAGCGGAGGCCUUUCCUCCAGCGCACCUUCACAGGUUCACAUUUGCACAACAGGACUCAUUGUGACUCCUCCACCAAGCAGUCCUGUCACCACAGCGACAGUUUUCACAUUUCCUCCAGAAACCAGCUAUGCCUCUAUUCCAGUGGAUGCUCUUCCUCCUCCACCUCCUCCUCCACCUCAGUCUCAGUCCUCAGUUGUUGGCGCUGCCGCCUUGAAUGCUGGCCAAAGGCCAUCACCCGCUGCGGGCGACCAGAGUGGCCGUCAGAGACCCACAGUGUAUGUGGCGAUGUUUCCGUACUCUCCCCGUAAGGAGGAUGAGUUGGAGCUGAGGAAGGGUGAGAUGUUUCUGGUGCUGGAGCGCUGUCAGGACGGCUGGUUUAAAGGAACAUCCAUGCACACUGGCAAGAUCGGAGUGUUUCCUGGUAACUACAUGAGUCCUGUCAGCAGGACUGUUUCUGGCAGCAGUCAGCCUAAAGUCCCCCUGACCCUUUGCUCUCAGGCUGGACGUGGCGUCACCAUUGUCAGCCCUUCAUCUGCUUUGGGGAGUAUGGACCUCAGCAAACCUCUGCCAGUCUGCCCAAACGCUACCCCAUCCUGCUCACUGCCUGCUGCUGUGGUGACAGCUGCACAUCUACCCACCGGUCAGCACCCCAAAGUGCUCAUGCAUGUGACGUCACAGAUGACUGUUAACCAGGCACGCAAUGCAGUCAGAACAGCUGUAAGUCACAGUCAGGACCGGCCUACAGCAGCAGUGACACCCAUUCAAUCCCACAAUCCUGUAGCUUACCUUCCCAGCACAGCUGUGGUUCUCCAGGCGUCACCUGUCCUGAACUCCAGUUCGGGAUGCUCCUCCGCUAGGGUCGGGGUGGCUUUGGGUUGCGCUGCCGCAUCCUUGACCCCUCCUAAUGUUAGCGCUGCUUCUUUAGACACUGAUGCCAUGAGACCUGUUCCUAUGGUGGCAUUACCUGUGAACGCUGGCAGCACUAAACCUCUCGGGGCAGCAUCCAAUCACGGUGUGGCCUGUAGGCUGGAUAAAGAUUGCAAGAGAGAGAAGAAAGGCCUGCUGAAACUGCUGUCCAAUAAAAAGAAGCUCCGCCCAUCUCCUCCAUCCUCCCCCACACUGGAGGCAGAGCAAUCUGUUAGCAUGGAGCUUCCCCAAGGAGCAGUGGGUCCAGAAAUGGCUCUGUCUGGGUCAGCAGGGCACAACGGACGCAUUGGUGCCUGUCCUAUGGAUUCGGAGCUAUCGAUGUCCUCCUCUUCAUCAAACACAGAUGCGGUGACACACAGGAGCAGCCCACAGGACAACACUGCCCCCAUUGCUCCGCCUCCUCGACAGCCGUGCUCCUCCCUGCUCUCCAUGCAGCAUGAUGGACGGCCAAUCGUGUGUGAGAGGUAUCGUGUGGUGGUGUCCUAUCCUCCCCAAAGUGAAGCAGAGCUGGAACUCAAAGAGGGAGACAUUGUAUUUGUGCACAAAAAACGAGAGGACGGCUGGUUUAAAGGAACACUACAGAGAAACGGCAGAACCGGGCUGUUUCCUGGCAGCUUUGUUGACAGUAUCUAACGUACACACAGCAACUAAUAUUUAGAUAUCAAAUUCUCCAUCACUGAAAACCCCACACUGAACUUAAGCCUUCAUUCGCUGAGCAGUGGUCUGAAACUCAACUGCUGGAGUUUUGCUUCAUCAGCUGCAUGGAUUUAACCACAGUCUUAUGAAAAUCUCAGACCAGUCCUAGUCCUUUAGCAUUAGAUCAAAACCCCCUUUCCCCAAACACUUCAAAGCGGCAGAGUUUUCGUAGUAGGUGCCCUAUUUCUAGCUCAGUAGAUGAAGUUGUGAUAGGAUCCGUUAAUUUAUGCAUCUGUAACAUUUCAAAGACAUUUAAUGUGUGCCUUGUACUGUCUCACUUUACUGUAUAUAAGCAAAGCAAAGCUGAUCUGAGUCAUGACGAGAACAAUAUGAAUUUCUUUCCACCUGAAAAACAUUUAACUUAUUUUUGCUUUGUAGUUUUUGAGGGAAGGUUUGUUAUGUGAGCCGACUGGUCGAAUGCCUGUAGAGUCUGAGUUAUGUCACUGAUGGACAUUUGCUUGAAAUAAAUCAACAAUCAAUACCAGAUGAACAGCAGAAUGAAUUCAGAAAGGUUGCUUCACUUUAGCUUUCAUAUUGAAGUCAUUUGAUGAGGAGUGAAGACACCACAGGCCUCCCAUUCUGAUUGGUUGUUGUGUGUUUGUAAAGGCUAUUAUAGCUACGCUGACUGAUGGAAUGAAGGAUGACUGAUUGUUAGUUUUUAAAGAUUACACUCAGACUUUGAAUCCAAUAUUACUAAUUGUCAUUACGAUCGGGAACAGUCACCCUUAGUAAAAGUGCAGGAUCCUACAAUGAUGAUGCCAAUGUGCGCAUGUGUUUGUUCCCUCUCUGGUAUUUAUAACUGCUUUCGUUUCAGAAUGAUACAUUGGUCUAUGCGUGAGCUCCCAAAAUAUUUUUGAUUGAUGAUUAAAAAAUAGCCUUUAUGUAACAUUACAACCUGGCUGAUUUCAUAUGAUUGACUAAAAAUGGUCUUUAAAAGUGUUGUUUAACUCCAAAUCCACAAAACGUUGCUUCUCUUAAAGUCGGGUCUGUUGUCUGCUGUAUUUUAUGUGACAUUUCAUGUUUUGUAUACUUGAAAGUGAUGGUGUUUGUGUAUUUCUAUGCUUCAUACAGUAGAUCAAAUGUUUUUAUUAAUAUUAUUAUUAUGUUGAAAGCACAAAAUCUUUUUUUUUUAAAUAGAGUAUUGUUAGAUAUAAUUAUUGCCCCAUUAAAACGCUGGUUCAUUUGGGAGAUCUUUAAUUGUUGUCUUGAUGAUGCCUUUACAACUAGUAAGAUGGCCUUCGGUUUGUGUAUUACUAUUGUAUUAGUUUAUCCAACCACUGAGUUGAACAAUUGUUCUCUGUUUUAGAUUACUGGUUUUGGCUCUAUUCAUGGAGCUCCCGACAUGAGCCGACUCUAGAUUAAACUUUCCACAUGAGGAGCAUUUCACUGCUUGAAUCAAGCAUGUUUAAAGUUGACACUUGUUCACUUGUCAAGAUCUUAAAGUCAGUAAAUGGGAUAUUAGUCAGAAGAAAAUUGAACAUUUGAUUUCAGCUCAUUCAAGUGUGUGUUAGAUGUGAGGGGUAUAAAAUAAAGUCAUUUUUAUAAAACCUG